Aspergillus oryzae RIB40 is the source of this 489-nucleotide messenger RNA. RefSeq lists its product as uncharacterized. Bases 1 to 489 code for a protein of 162 amino acids. The transcript has 3 exons. Lineage: Eukaryota; Fungi; Ascomycota; Eurotiomycetes; Eurotiales; Aspergillaceae. The record is from RefSeq and is a predicted model, not a curated record.
AUGAUCGAAGAUCCCUCCGCGCCCAUCCGUCCCCCCUCAGAAAACAAGCCUUCCGAAGAUGGGGGAUUCACAGUUCACUGCAAAGACCUCAAAUGGCUACCACUCGCUCCGAAAGUAUUCAUCAAAAUAAUCAAGACUGUUCCAGAAACAGGCGAGUAUUCAAUUAUGGUCCGGGCUGAGAAAGGCGGGGUGCUUCCUCGACAUCGACACCUUGACAGUGCCGAGAUAUACGUUAUGAAGGGAAGCGGCGCGCAUCCUCAGACGGGUAGCUUUGCUGAAGGAGACUAUGUUUCUGAAAGCAAAGGAGCAACUCAUGACCCUCUUGUGUUUGAGAAUGACACGGAGCUUUUGAUGGUCAGUAGGGGGCCUUCAAUGUUUCUGGAUGAUGACGGCUCGGAUCUAAUCCCCGCUUCCUUAUAUGCCUUUUGUGUUCUGUGGACUCACUUUUACUGGGGCUCGUUAGGAUGGCGCAUCUGGUCUUGUCUAUAG